AUGAAAAUGAAGACAGCCAUCAUCUGCCUGGGCCUGUUUGCCCUGGUGGGCAGCUCCACAGCAUCCCUGGAUGCAUCCAAGUCCGUGAAGGAGUCCCAGGAGUUGGAGCACACAGGCCGUGGGCUUACCUGGUGGUGGAAUGGCAUCUGGUACCCAGACUACAACGACGGCUACUCCAGGAAUAACAACAACAACAACAACAACAACAACGGAGGCUGGGCCAGAAAUAACAACAAUAAUAAUAACAAUAACGGCAAUAACGGCGGCAACAACAACAACAACAACAACAACAACGGCCGCAAGCUUUUGGAGGACAUCUCAAACACCAAGGGCCGCUCUCUGACCGAGUGGAGGAAUGGCGCUUGGUACGAGGAUAACGAUGGCAACAACGAGCGCAACAGAGAGAACAGAAAGAACGAACGCACCGAAAACAACAGCAACAACAACAACAACAACAACAAUGGCGGCACCGGAAACAACAACAACAACAAUAACAACAAUGGCGGCACCGGAGGCAACAACAACAACAACAACAACAACAACAACGGCGGCACUGGAAACAACAACAACGACAACAACAACAACAACAACAACAGCGGCCGGGGUGGCAACAACAACAAUAACAACAACAACAACGGCGGCACCGGAAACAACAACAACAACAACAACAACAACAACAACGGCGGCACCGGAAACAACAACAACAACAACAACAACAACAACGGCGGCCGGGGUGGCAACAACAACAAUAACAACAACAACAAUGGCGGCACUGGAAACAACAACAACAACAAUAACAACAACGGUGGCACCGGAGGCAACAACAACAACAACAACAACAACAAUGGCCGUCACCUGCUCGCAGACAUUACUAACAACAACUACGCGACCGGCGGCCAGACCGUGACUACCAAUAAUGACGGCAGCAGUGGAGCGCCCAUCGCUAACACCAAUUGCGGCGGAACCAUCUCCAACUCUGGCGGCACUGCUGCUAACUGCGGCAAAUGAAGCGCGCCUCCUGUGCAAGGGCUGACGAGCUGCUCAUAAUGGCAAAUGAAUGAGGACGACAAAACAAUUUUGAGAGCGCGUAGGUAGUGUCUAGAAACAUGCACAGAUUGCUCUGGAGAGUUGGUGCUGCUGAUUACACCCUGAAUGUAAGCUCUUGAAAUCUGAGAAUGCCUCUGAAUCUGGUUCAGUCGGAUUUCUGAAAUUUGGCGGCUUCAAGAAUAGAUAUGCGUUUCUACCUUGCAGCUUGAACUGAUAUUUCUUUUCUGCUUGUUGGUGGGCUGUUAUGUCUUACAUUAAAUUGCUGGUUGGGUGUAAAACAUUGCUAUUCAGAGGUAGUCAGACUGGACUCAAGAGUAGAUAAAAUCAAUGCCGUGUGCACAUGUGUGGGAUUGACUGAGGGUGAUUUGCAGUGCAGUUGUGUGAGGGUGCAUCAUCCUCUGUCCUCCGUGCAGCACCAAUGAUUGAGAUUGUAGCCAUUGUAAAGAAGUUGCUGAGCUUC
Molecule: messenger RNA, 1507 nt
Organism: Coccomyxa subellipsoidea C-169
Lineage: Eukaryota; Viridiplantae; Chlorophyta; Trebouxiophyceae; Coccomyxaceae
Exons: 8
Coding region: 1-1008 (335 amino acids)
Source: RefSeq, a predicted model, not a curated record